UUUAAUUCACUCCCACUCCACACACUCUAUCAUCAUCAUUCUAUCUUUUUUAGAAAAUACUACUACUGCAACCACCUGUGUAAUAAUAAUAAUAAAAAACAACCCAAAUAUUUUCUAAAAAAUGGAUGAAUCAUGGAGAACACACAACCUCCGUCGUCCACGGCGGUCGACGGAAGACACUAACCGUUCAAACCUAGACCCUAACGAUUUUGAUGACGUGUUCGGUGGUCCACCUAGGAGUGUUAUUUCCCGCCAAUACUCAGUUGAAGGUGAUUUUGCUAGGUCAAUAUCUUUGGAAGAUAUUUUUAGGAGGAAAAAACCGCCGGUGAACUGUGACCGGACGUUGCCGGAGUUUAGAAUCCCGGCGAGCGGAGGACGAAGGAGUAGUAAUGAUGAUGAGGAGUUCUAUAGUGAUAUAUUUGGUAGCAAUAAUUCGGGAUCUUUGAAUAAGUCUCGAUCCAAGUCGAAUUCGUCGUCGAUUUUGAGUUCGGAAGAUUUGAUCAGUCCGUUUCGUCCUCCGAUAAUCGACGACGAUGUUUCCUUCUCUUCCUUUGCUUCCAAGCUCAGGCCAAUAAAUGUAUCAUCGAAAUGGAACACAUCCGAGAAGAUGCAUGAAAUGGCAGAUAAACAACCAAAUUCUCCUUGCAAAUGCCAUUCAUCUGAGAGUGACUAUAUACACAAGUUUAAAGGCUGCUAUGCUGGAUCCUCAAAAAAGGCGUCAUCACCAGAAAUUAUAAAUUUUGGACCCAAUUCAUAUAGCAGUGUUAGGGAGUCAAUGGAGGAUCUUCAAGUCCACUCUCCAGCAUCCAUGGUGUCCUCGUUAAAUCAAGAACAAGAAGAUGAAGCGAGCACAAUCUAUGAUGAGGAAGAAGACGAAGUUAUGAGUUCCUACAUAAUUGAAAUAAAUCCUAGUAAUAGAGAAAGAGUCAGUGAAACACUUUGUGUGGAUGAAGCAAUUGCUUGGGCUAAACAGAAAUGCCAAACGCGUGAUCCGGAUAUAAAAAUGAACAAAACAGAAGACGUAGAACAUGCUUGUCCUGAUGUAGAAUAUGUGUGUCCUGCAGUGAAAGAAAUGCCUAGUGUAAGUAAGGUUCCAGGAGUGCAUGUAGCCAGACAUGGGUCAAAAGAUUCACCUUCAUUAAAUCAACAAAAGGAAAUUACAACAGAAGAACUGCUACAAGAACUGAAUAAUGAUGAAAGUCCAUGUAAACAGAUGGAGCUAGAAUUACUGGAUGAAGAUAUAAAGUUGUGGUCAGAUGGAAAAGAACCAAAUAUCCGGCUGCUUCUAUCAACACUACAUCACAUUCUAUGGCCAAGUAGUGGGUGGAUCAUGAUACCUUUAUCAAACCUCAAAGACAGUUCAAGCGUAAAGAAGGCUUAUCAGAAGGCACGAUUAUGUCUGCACCCUGACAAAUUGCAGCAAAGAGGUGCGACUAUCCCACAAAAAUAUGUUGCCGAAAAGGCAUUUCCAAUCCUACAGGACGCAUGGGCUGCUUUUAUUACCCAAGAUGUUCGGUCAUCUCUAACAUGAACAGAUGGAAAAAUCUUUGUAUACCUGUUAAGAUGCAUAUACAUAUCUAAUGGGAAGGUGUCAUGAGCCAUUAUCAACAGACAGGAAAAUCCAAAGCUUCUCUAAGCGACUCUAGAACAAUUCGCAGCCUCGGUGUGUUUUCUGAACGAUAGCAAAUGCUGAUGAUAUACAAGAAGAAAUAAAAUUGUAGUAAUUGCUUGUAUGUAGGAAUGAUUCAGACAUCUUAAUUAUAACUUAUUAUGGUUUUCUUUUAACCGGUGAGAGAGUGAGGUUGGUAAUCUGAUAUAGUGAUAAAUUGUGAAAGGAUUUUGCGUUCCUUGUAUAGAAAUUUUUUCCAUUUGUUUUGGGAUAUGUUCAUUUCUGUGAAUUCGAAUGGGUGUUGUAUUA
Molecule: messenger RNA, 1918 nt
Organism: Erigeron canadensis
Lineage: Eukaryota; Viridiplantae; Streptophyta; Magnoliopsida; Asterales; Asteraceae
Product: J domain-containing protein required for chloroplast accumulation response 1
Exons: 7
Coding region: 122-1531 (469 amino acids)
Biological process (GO): clathrin-dependent endocytosis; clathrin coat disassembly
Cellular component (GO): intracellular membrane-bounded organelle; vesicle; cytoplasm
Molecular function (GO): clathrin binding
Source: RefSeq, a predicted model, not a curated record